AUGCUCGAUUAUAUCCCCUCGUCGCGUAUCCAGAACCUGCACCUGUACAAGUACAGUGGCACGGACAAGUCUCUCGUCUCGAAAUACAUCCUCGGCCCCUACUGGAACUGGCUCGUCACGCUCUUCCCCACGUCGGUCGCGCCCAACACCAUCACACUCUCAGGUCUGCUCUUGGUGGUGCUCAACUUCGCGACACUCGCCUAUGUCGAUCCGGGCCUGCAGUGCGCUACGCAGCUCAAGCUGGAUCCCGCAGCACACACGGCCGCGCUCCACUCUGCCUUCCCCUCGGAUGUCUCGCUGAUGCCCGUCAACCCGCUGUUUGCCAACUUUGCCAUCCCGGGCGCGGCGGCCAAGAUCGAUUUCGCGCCCAAGGCACAUGUAGCAGGGAGGUGCUUGCCGCCGUGGGUGUUUUACACAUGGGCGCUGUGCCUGUUUGCGUACCAGAGCCUGGAUGCGAUCGAUGGCAAGCAGGCGAGGCGCACGGGUAUGGCGGGCCCGUUGGGUGAGAUGUUCGAUCACGGAUGCGACGCGCUCAACACGACGCUCGAGUGCGUUCUCUGCUGCGCCGCCUUGAACUUGGGCCGAUCCGUGUGGGCACCUGCCUCGCUCGUCGCGACUCUGUCCAACUUCUACCUCACGACCUGGGAGGAGUACCACACGGGCACGCUGUUCCUCUCGGCUUUCAGCGGGCCGGUCGAGGGCAUUCUCAUGAUCGUGUUCAUCUACGCCUUGACGGGCUUCGUCGGAGGACCGCUCUUCUGGGAUCGCGGCAUCCUCAACGUCCUCGGCCUCUCCAAGUUCGACUUUGUCCAAAGCCACCUGGCCCGCUUCAACCUGCCCCUCAACGACGCGUUUCUGACGUUUGCGCUCCUCGGUCUGCUGUCCAACAUCGCGGGCUCCUACUCGAACGUCGUCGCCGCCCGCAAGGCCCGCGGGCAGUCCGCGCUCACCCCGCUCCUCGGCCUCGCCCCGCUCAUCGUGCAAACCGCCGCCAACUGCUUCUGGAUCAACGCCAACCGCGCCUUUAUCCUCGCCGACCCCCGCGCCCUCCUCCCCUUCCUCUCGUACUGGGGUGUCACGUUCGCGUACAACGUAGGCCUGCUCAUCGUCGCACACGUCACCAAGGCUCCCUUCCCCUACUGGAACGUCGGCAUCGUCUGGUCCCUCGUGUUGGCCCUGGACGCCAACUUGGCCAAUUCGUACCUGCAGACGAACCCGCAGAGGCAGCUGCAGGUCAUCUGGGCCAGCCUGGGCCUCGCGGCAGUGCUGUAUGUGCAUUUCUGCUGGAAGGUCAUCACGACGAUCACGCGCGAGUUGGGCAUGGCUUGCUUUGUGGUCAAACCGCCGACGAAUCUGAAGCCGCCCAAAAAGGACCAGUAG
Molecule: messenger RNA, 1380 nt
Organism: Sporisorium graminicola
Lineage: Eukaryota; Fungi; Basidiomycota; Ustilaginomycetes; Ustilaginales; Ustilaginaceae
Exons: 1
Coding region: 1-1380 (459 amino acids)
Biological process (GO): phospholipid biosynthetic process
Cellular component (GO): membrane
Molecular function (GO): phosphotransferase activity, for other substituted phosphate groups
Source: RefSeq, a predicted model, not a curated record